Lodderomyces elongisporus is the source of this 1713-nucleotide messenger RNA. It is a transcript of the gene LCB2, whose product is annotated as serine C-palmitoyltransferase. NCBI's taxonomy places the organism in Eukaryota, Fungi, Ascomycota, Pichiomycetes, Serinales, Debaryomycetaceae. The transcript has a single exon. Gene Ontology annotation, molecular function: serine C-palmitoyltransferase activity; pyridoxal phosphate binding. Gene Ontology annotation, cellular component: serine palmitoyltransferase complex. The coding region runs from base 1 to 1713 and encodes 570 amino acids. The record is from RefSeq and is a predicted model, not a curated record. Gene Ontology annotation, biological process: ceramide biosynthetic process; sphingosine biosynthetic process.
AUGUCCUCGUCGAAAACCAGUUCUAAACCGAAAGCUAAACAAUAUAGCAAAUUCAUCCCCAAUGCGCCAGAAGAUAAUCGUCCAUUAUCGUUAAGAAGUGAUUUGGAAUAUGGUAAAUUGACUUCUAAAGAGUACCUCUACGUUUCAAAACACCCGGUUGGUGAACCACUUCCUACACCAAUCGAUGAUGACCCACCAUAUGUUAUUUAUCUAUCAACAUAUCUCAAUUUCCUUAUUCUUAUUCUCAUUGGCCAUGUCCGAGACUUUUUCGGUAAAAUAUUCAAGCCAAAAGAAUACGGUCAUUUGGUUGAAAAGGAUGGGUAUGCACCAUGGUACGAUGGAUUCGAGUCCUUUUACGUUCGUAGAUUAAAAACAAGAAUCGAUGAUUGCUUUGCUAGGCCGAUCCACGGUGCUCCAGGAAGAUUCAUCAAAUGUUUUAAUAGAAUUAGAGAGGGCAAAACUGGCUACUUGUACGAUGGCACGUCUAAAGAAUGUUUAAAUCUUUCAUCCUAUAACUAUCUUGGAUUUGCACAAUCAAGCGGAGUGUGUACCGAUUUUGCAUUAAAAUGUGUCGAUGAGUAUGGAACCUCGGCAUGCUCACCAAGACUUUAUUGUGGUACUACAGAUUUGCACAAAGAGUGUGAACGUGUUGUUGCUGAUUUUGUUGGUAAAGAGGAUGCAAUUAUCGUGAGUCAAGGUUAUGGUACGAAUGCCAACUUUUUUGCAUCCAUUGCUGAUCCAAAGACUUUGGUUAUCUCGGAUGAGCUCAACCAUGCUUCGAUUAGAUUUGGUAUAAGACUUUCGGGAGCCAUUGUCAAAGUUUACAAGCACAACGAUAUGAAGGAUUUGGAAAAUUUGAUCCGAAACCAAAUUGCCCAAGGACAACCAAAAACACACAGACCUUGGAAGAAAAUCAUUAUUGCUGUUGAAGGAUUGUACUCGAUGGAAGGUAAUAUGUGUAACCUUCCUGAACUUAUUAACCUCAAGGACAAGUACAAAUGUUAUUUGUUUGUUGAUGAGGCGCAUUCUAUUGGUGCUUUGGGACCCGAGGGCCGCGGUAUUUGUGACUAUUUCUCGGUUGACCCAGCCAGAGUAGACAUUCUUAUGGGAACUUUUACCAAAUCUUUUGGUGCUACUGGAGGUUAUAUUGCUGGUGAUAAAUAUGUUAUUGACAAGCUACGUCUUAAUUAUAUCACUCAAGGAUACAGUGAAAGUGUGCCACCACCAGUCUUGGGCCAAAUUAUAUCCUCUUUAAAUGUCAUAAAGGGCACACUCAACCCUGGCGAAGGUCAAGAAAGAUUACAAAGAAUUGCAUUCAACUCAAGAUACUUGCGUUUGGGAUUGAAGAAGUUGGGAUUUAUUGUGUAUGGAGCAGACGAUUCGCCAGUGAUACCAUUGCUUUUGUUUCUUCCAUCAAAGAUGCCUGCCCUUUCUCGUAUGUUGUACGACUUGGGCAUUGCUGUGGUUAUUGUCAGUUAUCCAGCAACUCCAUUGAUCAGUGCAAGAGCUAGACUUUGUGUAUCCUCGGCCUUGACUAAGGAAGAUUUAGAUUACGUCUUGACUAAAUUAAGUGAAGUUGGUGAUUUGAUUUAUUUGAAGUUUAGUAGUGGAAUUGCUGGCGGUUGCAAAUCACCAGGCGAACCACCGCGUUGGACCAUUGAAGAUGUCAUUGCCACAAACGUUGAAGAUUGUAAGAAGCCGAAAUUACUUUAG